Molecule: messenger RNA, 2376 nt
Organism: Pochonia chlamydosporia 170
Lineage: Eukaryota; Fungi; Ascomycota; Sordariomycetes; Hypocreales; Clavicipitaceae
Product: pH signaling pathway protein
Exons: 1
Coding region: 1-2376 (791 amino acids)
Biological process (GO): cellular response to pH
Cellular component (GO): plasma membrane
Source: RefSeq, a predicted model, not a curated record
AUGUCGACGUCGACAACGAGCAUCGUCCCGUCGGAGACGGGGACGGGGACGGUGAUGGGGAGUGCAUCCCCAAUCACAUCGCUCGUCUCGACGGUCCUCAUGACGACUACAUCAGCCAUUCUCUCGGCAACGACCACGGCGCCUGAUCCUGCCGAUGCCACCUCGACAUAUUUGGGGGAUGCGAGCCUCAACUCGCACGACCAGGCAAACUCACCUAUGGUAUCAAACCUUCGCGAACCCUUCUAUGCAACGACGGUACCGAUGUGUUAUGCCCUGGCCGCCACGACUGUCACCGCAUACAUGCUCCUCAUCAUGCUCUUCAUUACCCCCAGGUCCUUCCUGGACGGCGGGGUUGUCUAUCUCGGCCGCCGAUCUGGCUUCACUCACAGCUCAUCCGGGGGAGAUAAUAUCGGUGGUCGGCCAUGGUUACAAAAGGUCGCUGCUCUCACCGUGGCAGUAUCACUUACUAUCGCAACUUACGACACAUUUCAUUUCGUAGCGGAGCAAUAUAAAAACGGGGCUCAGAAUGCAGCUGUUUUGCAAUCCGAGGUUAUGGGCAGCAUGGAGCUGAGGGUCAUCCGGCUCGUGUCCAACUUUUUCCUCUGGUUAGCUCAGGCCCAGACGUUGAUCCGCUUAUUUCCACGUCACCGAGAAAAGGUCAUCAUCAAAUGGGUGGCUUUUGCUCUCAUCACUCUCGACCUCAUCUUCUCCGCCAUCAACAGCUUUAGGCAUGGCGAUGUUCAAAAUUAUAAUCCUAUGGCCGGUGGCUUCACCCAACCUAUACCAGCUCUGAAUUACAUGUUUCAGUUACUCCUGGGAGUUUUAUACGCAGCUUGGGUCAUAUACUACGCCCUGAUGAAGAAGCGUUAUGCCUUCUAUCAUCCUCUGAUGAAGAACAUGUGCCUUUUGGCAAUCAUAUCCUUGGCGGCCAUUCUCAUCCCCAUUGUUUUCUUCAUUCUCGAUAUUUCAAAUCCCACAUUUGCCCGUUGGGGCGACUACGUACGAUGGGUUGGAGCCGCCGCGGCAAGCGUCAUCGUGUGGGAAUGGGUGGAACGGAUAGAAGCACUGGAACGCGAGGAAAAGAAGGGGGGAAUCCUUGGCAGGGAGGUUUUUGAGGGAGAGGAGAUGCUUGAAGUGAGCGCGAUGGAUUAUCCAUGGGAUAGGAAACGAAAGCAUCGAAAGUCUGGCAGCUUUGGUGGUCUAGGUGGUAGAGGCGGCGGAAGAGGUCGAGGCAAUGAUGGCCACAGCGACAACAAUACGAACGGGAAUGCUCCCACUGGCGGGUAUAAUCAUACACAAUCCAACGGAUGGCCAACUGUGUCUGCCAUUACCGGCCGGCAACGCGGACAAGCUCGCAGCACAACCCAAGGCGCGACUCCUGGGCAGACGGCACAAAGGACGGUUGGAGACAUAUUCCGGCCACAUUGGCCUGCGCGACCCGCUGCAGCAGCAACACCGGUCAGCAGAACGGACACGCCAAGCGCUGCAAGCACCGUGUACGCUGUACGGUAUCAGCCUUCUUCGGAGACGACUGGACGGACGCCCGACCCGUAUGCUCGAACACCACCGGAUUUACAUUCUUUGCAGGUUGAGCAACAAACAAAUUCGCAUACCAAUUCGCAAACACAACCACUACCUCAGCAAGCAACGUCAGAACUAACCAGACAGAGCAGCUCGCCUCAAACCAGCCAGACCCGCGUGGAGAGUACGUCACCCAGGCAGCAAAGCACACAAGGGGCACGACCUUCAACAAAUAGCACAACAGACUUGGAGGCAAACGCUCCAAUGCCGAGUCGAGCAGACCGCUGGCGAACAUUUACUCACUCAUCCAGUCGUCGGUCGCCUGAUCGGCAGCAGCAUGUCGCACCUGAAGAAACGAGCCGGCAUGACACACUAGGCAGUCGGUGGGAUAUCAAGUCCAGGCUAGAGAUGUUUGCAGCAAACCAGGCAGACAAGAUUCGUGAAAAGUUUAGGCCAACGACCGAUACGGACAGCCUACCGGUGACAUUUAUACCAGCACCUGCACGGCAAGGCACAGCUCUUGAGCAAGUACUCGAGGAGGAGGGAAUAGCCCGGCGGUCAGAAUCGUCAGACUCGGAUGACGGGGAACCACGAAGUGCAACACAAGCUGGACAUUUAGGGGUCGGCCAAAACGGCAGCGUGCCCGGAGGUCCAUCGUCGGAUUCAGUAAGCCCUCCUCUUUGGCCCGGAGUCAGACGGCGGUUGGUGACGUACGAAAAUGAUGACGAGUAUUCGUACACGGACGAAUCUCUAGAGGGAUCAACCGACGAAGAAGACUCAGGAGAGCGUGAAUCCGAAGAAAAUCCCGGGCCAUCGAGAGGUGGUGGCGCCGACGAAUCAGUCCGGAGAGAAUAA